AUGUACGCUCAAAAACCACGUGCAAUCAAACGAUUUGCAGAGAGAAUACAUGCUCUUCAAACUAGAUAUUCUCCUGACGAUGUUGUGUCAUUGCAAAUCUUUGUUCAGACAGUACAAGAAGAAUCUCCAGAUGAUCUCAUUGCAUUUGAAGUCUCAGACAAUAAUAUGUGUUUCUAUUACGCGCCUUUUGAAGGCAAAGCUUAUGCGCAUAGUAUCAAGACAUUUCAUAUAGACAGCACCUAUAAAUUGUUGCGAUCAAACAUUCCAUUGUAUGCAUUUACUGGCAAAAUCAAAGAUUUUCACAUUUUCCCUUUUUUAUAUUUCUUUUGUCAACCAGACACUUAUCAAAACAUUCAAGUUUGCGUGUGCGCCUAUCUCAGAUGGGUAACAAUUGAGCCAGAAUACAUUAGCAUGGACUGUGCUCCACAGAUAGCUCAAGCAAUAGAAGAAAGCAUUCCACAAGCUCAAAUACUUUGGUGCGGAGUACAUGUUCUUCGUGCAAUUCUUCGCAAAUCAAAUAAGUUUUCUUCUCAAGAAAAAUUUGA
Trichomonas vaginalis G3 is the source of this 545-nucleotide messenger RNA. RefSeq names its product MULE transposase domain-containing protein. The transcript has a single exon. NCBI's taxonomy places the organism in Eukaryota, Parabasalia, Trichomonadida, Trichomonadidae. The annotation marks the transcript as partial. The record is from RefSeq and is a predicted model, not a curated record.